Podospora pseudocomata is the source of this 2415-nucleotide messenger RNA. RefSeq lists its product as uncharacterized. The record is from RefSeq and is a predicted model, not a curated record. The transcript has a single exon. NCBI's taxonomy places the organism in Eukaryota, Fungi, Ascomycota, Sordariomycetes, Sordariales, Podosporaceae. The coding region runs from base 1 to 2415 and encodes 804 amino acids.
AUGUUUGAACAAGGAGGUGGUGACCCUUUUACCUUGCCCAUCAUCACUCGUGCAGCAGUGAGUUCUUCUAAGCCGGUCUUUGUCGAGCACCCCAAAGCUGUUGCAAGCCUCAGAGCGUCGAGGACGAGCGAGAUGGAUCCCAAGGCAGGCGGCAGUGUCUCGACAGUCAGAGGCAAGCAACAGAGCCAGUCAUCCAUCGAGGUAGGACGAGAGGUGGAAAAUACCGUCAAGAGAAACAGACACAGCGUGGCGGAUUUGCGCAUGGCGUUUGAGCAAGCUGUGUUGGCUGAGUCGUCAGCCAAGUCGUCCGUGUCAAAGCAUCCCAAGAGCGAGUCUGCCAGUCCAAACAAGAAAGCGAUUUCAGAACGAACCUACCAAGCCCAGCCAGGUCAGGCAAACAACCGCAAGCACCCGAGCUCCGAAACACCGCCGAGGGCACGCAACAGUGACCACACGGAAGCGCCAGCCAGCGAGCCCAUCAACAGAAGACGCACUCGAGCCCUCGCCGAAGCCUUUGAACACGGGGGAAAAUUGGGAAGCACCCCAUCGAGACCGCUGCUCCAAGCACGAACACUCUCUGUCAAAAUCUCCACCGUCAAGCCUCCUCCCAACGAAAGUCCCACCAAGCAGUCAAAGGAAAAGGCGGUGGCCCGCCUCAGUGACAGUGGUGUCGGACGGAGGAUACUACCAGGACCACCACCGUCGCCUUUUUUACAACACUGGAGAACCAGACGGGAGACCGCUCCUGUCAAAUCCGGACCCAGUCUUCCCAUCAUGGUCUCCACCACGGUUGCUGUCAGGACACACCGCGACUCGAGCAGUAAUACUGCUUCUUCUUCCUCCUUCUCCCGACGGUCUACCACCCCUUUUCCGGCAAAAGUGGAGGAGGCACUUCGCAAGUCGUCGAGAGGGUAUGGAAACUUGUCCCAAGAUGGUGCUGGGGAAGGUACUGCUACCAAGGAGUCUCCUGUCAAGGAUAGGAUCGGCAUGUUUGAACACCUUAGUCGUCCGAGAACGGUGAGCUCGACCUCGGGGUCUCAGAAGAGCAGAGGGUCAUCGUCGAACAAGCUGGUGAAGUCUCGCAAUUCGGUGAGACGGCCUUCGGUGUCUGAGUUGAGACGAGGAGCAAGGGCGCUGAGAGCAUUGUCGUUGACGGGACGGAGGGAGAGCAAGCCGGCGGCGGCUGGGAUGAAGACCGCUGAGGGUACGACGAAGGUGACCAUCACAACAAGACACAGCGUCGGGGUUGUCCAGCAGAGCACCGCCGGCAAGCCUCUGGGCAGCAAAGUCUUGCGCGCGAAUACCACCACCACUGCAAAACCAGACGGGCUGUCUCUCACUCCUAGGCGUGACUCGAGCUUUUUUGUCAAGGGGACCAUGUGGAGGGUUCCGCGGACGAAUCAUGUGCCGGCGGGGAAACAACAAGAGCCCAUCUCUUCCAAGCCAGCACCACAACCUAGCUACGAACCGCCUUCUUCCGCCGAACUCGUCAACAAGACUGCCACCACCAAGCCGACGCUUUUCCACCCCACCAGCGCAAGAGAUGGCCGCAUCCUUCCCGACAGGAAGAGCUAUGGCACCAUCGAGACGAAACACAGUUGGGAGACGAGCACGACUGCCCCCACCAUGGUGGUUUCUGAUCCAUUCUUGGACAAGGCCUCUUUAUCCAAGACGAGGGAUAUAAUCCCAGUCACAGGUGAUGGCAAUUUCUUUCACCACCACCGCGAUUCACCGCCUGUUGUGAAGGGUGGUGUUGUUAUUCACCAAGCUACUACCACCUCGAUCAUUAGCGUUAGUCCCACGGCUAGUCAUUACUCUCCGGGCAAUGUCACGCCCGGCCAUGAAACAGCAGAGGUACAGCGUCCUGUAGCUGUUACAAAGAAGCAUCUUCAGCAGAGUUUAUACCCCUCCUCCUUGGGCAAAAAGGGGGGUGAAGCGUGGAGGAAUAAAGCUGGCGGUGUGGGCCCGGUCUUGAGUCCAGAUCUGGUGCACGCGGUGAAGCAGGGAGGGGGGAACAGACGUUCCAGUUUGAGCUGGGGGAAGAGGGCGGCGGCGGCGGCGUUGGGGAUCGGGAGACGGUUGAGGGAACGGAGGGCUAGUUCGAGUGCUGCUAGGCAUCAGGCGGGAGGGGGGAAUUUGAUCAGUCCGAGAAAGAUGAUGCAGGAGAGGAGUAGUCGGGAGGGGAGUGAGGUUGGGGGAGGAGGAGGAGGGAAUAGAGAAGAGGAUUGGGAUGUUGUUGUUGCUACGCCGAAUUGUAGGUUGCAGCAUCCUAGGCCGUCGAGGGUUGUUGAUUGGAGGAGGUGGGAGGAGGAGGAGACUAGGGGUGGUGGUGGAGAGGCUGGAGAGGAUGGUGGUAAGAGGGUUGUUUUGGGGCAAGGACAGGGAGAGAGAACUAUGGGUUGGCCGAAACUGUAG